AUGGAGGGUUCCCGCGAAGGCCAGGGAGGAGCUGUGGCGGUCCCCGAGCGGACGACCGAUGCCGGCGUCAAGUGUCUUGCCGGUGCCGUAGGUCGGUGCCAGUCGUCGUGUGACCUAAUCGGAGAGCGGGACCUGCGCGUGGCGCGGUACCGGGAGCUCGACCGGCGGUGCCGGGAGCUCGACCGGCGGUGCCUGGAGCUUGAUCUUGAGCGCGAGCGGCGUUGUCAGGCCGUCUUCGGCACUUUCUGCUUCCUCCCUGGGGAGAGGGAGCGGUGCCGGGACUUCGGUGCCGGGUGUCGAGGUGCCUCGGCACCGGAGCGGCUCGGUGCUGCUGAAGCAGCCAUGGCUGCUGCGAAUCCAGCACAACUGCUCCUAGGUGAACUGACGUGUGCGGUGUGUCUAGAUUAUUUUAAAGAUCCAGUGUCUCUAGAUUGUGGGCACCAUUUCUGCCAGGCCUGCAUCACUCGGUGCUGGGAGGAAUUGAGUGCAGACUUCCCCUGUCCUGAGUGCAGAGAAACCUUCUCCCGGAGAAACCUCAAACCAAACAGACAGCUGAGGAAUAUUGUAGAAGCUUCCAGAACACUUACACUGAAGUCAGCAAAAGAACCAGAAGUUGGGACAGUGUGUGAAAAACACAACGAGGAUUUAAAAGUCUUCUGCCAAGAGGAUCAAACACCCAUUUGUGUGGUUUGCCACCUGUCCCGAGAUCACAGAGAUCACACGGUGGUUCCCAUAGAGGAGGCUGCUGAGGAUUACAAGGGGGGAGGUUGCCUGGUUCACUCCCCAGCUGGGGCAGGUUCUGUCACUGACACGAUCAGACCCUGCUCAGGGCUGAGCUCUGCCCCUCACGCUCUGAUUCUCUCUGCAGCGAACGUGGCUCUGGAUCCAGACACGGCCCAUCCCGAGCUCAUCGUGUCUGCGGAUCGGAGAAGUGUGAGAUGGGGACACACACGGCAGGACCUGCCCAACAACCCUGAGAGAUUUGACACUGAGCUCUGUGUGCUGGGGUGUGAGGGAUUCACCUCGGGCCGACACUACUGGGAGGUGGAGGUGGAGGGGGGGGCUGGGGGAGUCUGUGCUGUGGGGGUGGCCAGAGCGUCUGUGAGCAGGAAGGGAGAGAUCAGCUUUACCCCUGAGCAGGGGAUCUGGGCUGUGGAGAGCAGGGAGGAUCAGUACUGGGCUCUCACGUCCCCUGAGCAGAUCAUCCCCUUGUCCCCGAGCCGGGGACCCCGCAGGAUCCGGGUGUAUCUGGACUAUGAACGGGGGCAGGUGGCGUUUUUCGAUGCUGGUCGGGGGGACCCGAUCGCCACUUUCCCGCCGGCCUCUUUCGCCGGGGAGAGAAUCCGCCCGAUCUUCUGGGUUAUCGCUGGUGUGCGGCUCCUCUAGCCCCCACCCCCCGAUCUCUAUGACCCUGGUGGACUGGGCUGAAGGGGGGUGACGCUCUACCCGCAGCUCUCUGGCUGUGGAGGUCUGUGUGCGGCGCUCUAGCAUCGGACUCUAUGCCCUU
Molecule: messenger RNA, 1507 nt
Organism: Mauremys mutica (yellowpond turtle)
Lineage: Eukaryota; Metazoa; Chordata; Testudines; Geoemydidae
Product: RING finger protein 39-like
Exons: 4
Coding region: 1-1386 (461 amino acids)
Molecular function (GO): zinc ion binding; protein binding
Source: RefSeq, a predicted model, not a curated record